This is a messenger RNA of Oryzias melastigma (Indian medaka), 3953 nucleotides long. It is a transcript of the gene niban2a, whose product is annotated as niban apoptosis regulator 2a. The coding region runs from base 272 to 2728 and encodes 818 amino acids. The transcript has 14 exons. Lineage: Eukaryota; Metazoa; Chordata; Actinopteri; Beloniformes; Adrianichthyidae. The record is from RefSeq and is a predicted model, not a curated record.
ACACGUUGGAUCAGUGAUGACUCCGAGAGGGUGUGUCCUCCUGUGAAAGAGGUCAGUGUUGCCCUGCUGUCCUCCUCCUUUCCCCCUCCUCCUCCUCCUCCUCCUCCUCCUCCUGCGCGCCUUGGAGAAAAGUGGGGAGCAGACACGCAGCCGGAGUCGCGCGCGCGCUUCUCAGAGAAAGAGGGAAACAUUUUCCGGAGUGCGAAACCAACUUUCAAACUCGACUGCAAGUCGGAUACGUUCUUGAGGAUCUUAAAGCCUCUCCUGGAGCAUGGGGGACGUGGUUUCCUCUCACCUGGACGAGAGCAGGCGGGGCAUGAUAACAGCUCAGACUCGAGAUGUCAUGAAACAGUUUGGAAAGUUGUACGAGCAGCAGUACGCCGUCGCCCUCUUCAACAGCGUCCGCUAUGAGAUCGAAGGAGGGGGAGGAACACAGCCGCAGCUGCUCCACAGAAAAGACCCUCUGGCAGGCCACUGCAUCUUCUCUGGAAGUCUCUAUCAGUACUUGGAGGAGACGCGAAAAUGGAGGAGCCGCUUUGUGUCUGUGGCAAACAGCUACGCUCUCAGUCUGUAUGAGAACCAGGCGGCUCAUGACCGGGGGCUCCAGUCGAGAGUUACCAUCAACUGUGCCGGGUACAAGGUCCUGUCCUCAAUGGAGGAGUACAUGGAUCUGAUCAACAACAGCCUGCCAGAUGUAAAGGCCAAAGUGGGAACCAGUCCAUUCAUCAAGUUAGACAACAAGUUUCCCCUCAUCCUGUGGCACCCGUACGCUCGCCACCACUGCUUCUGCGUGAUGACGGAGAAGGAGCAGAAGAAGUGGCUCGCCGUGCUGCGGGACUGUGUCAGACACAGCAACAACGGUCUGCCAGAGGACUGCAUCGUUCAGACACCAGCCUUCACCGACUCUGUGAGGCUCUACAGACAGGCCAAAGGACACUACGGCACCUGGGAUAUGAUGUGUGGAGCGCCGCCUCAGAUCCUGGCUAACCUGGUGAUGGAGACGCUCCACCCGCAGCUCAGACACGUGAUCGGCCCUCGUCUGAAGGGGAAGAUGCAGCAGAGGCAGAGGAACUGGAUGCUGAUCUGUGCUGCGGCGUACAAACAGGUGCUGGCUCAGACCAGCAGCCAGUACGAGGCUCUCACUGAGGCCUGCGAGGCUCAGAGGGCCCAGCUGGAUGCCAGACUGAGAACGGACAUGGACCAGAUCAUCACGUCCAAGGAACACAUCACCAACAAGAUCAGAGCUCUGGUUCUCCCCAAAGCAGAGGAGCUCCUCCGGACCAGCAUCCAGCCCUACAUCAACUCCAUCCUGGAGGCGCUGAUGGAACCCACCAGCCGAGGCUUCUCGGAAGUUCGAGAUGUGUUCUUUAAGGAGCUCGUGGAGAUCAGCAAGAACUCCCUGAAUGGAGGUGGCAAAGAAAAAGUGGGAGAGCAGCUGGAGCGGCUGUCCAUGCUGGCCUUCCACCCGGUGAAGAUGCAGAGCUGCUAUGAGAAGAUGGAGCAGCUGAACCUGGAGGGGCUGCAGCAGAGGUUCGAUGUUUCCAGCCCCUCCGUGUUCAUCAGCAGGGCUCAGAUCCUCAUGAGGGAGCAAAUGGACAACGCUGUGUACACGUUUGAGCAGCUGCUCCAGCAGGCCCUGGGGGCUCAGGGGCAAGACGACGUCUGCAAGAGCAUCCAGAAAUGUCAGGACAGGGUUCUCAAGAAAUAUGAUUAUGACAGCAGCACGGUGCGGAAGAAGUUCUUCAGAGAAGCUCUGCUGCAGAUCAUCAUUCCCUACAUGCUGCAGCAGCUGGCCCCAGCCUGCACCCCUGAACUGCCCCGCUUCCAAGAGCUGAUCUUUGAGGACUUGUCUCGGUUCCUCCUGGUUGAGAACAUGUACGAGGAGGUGGUGCUGCAGUCCGUCACCAAAGAGAUAAUGAUGGCUGUGAAGGAGGCGGCCGUACAGAGGAAACACAACCUGUACCGGGACAGCAUGAUUCUGACCAGCAGCGACCCCAACCUGCACCUUCUGGAGGAGAACCCGCCGGUGGACUGGGCGGCCAAGUUUGGGGGGGAGGAGCCAGACGGCCCUGUAAGCAGCUCAGGUGAAGGGCGGGCCUCAGGGAGAAGACGCAAGCAGGUGGUGUCCAUGAUACACCUUGACGACGUGCCUCUGCCCUACGAGUCUUGUCUGGAGGCCCCGGGGGUGGAGCUUAUCCCAGAGGAAGACGGACAGAGUUUUGACAGCAAAGAGGAGGACGGAGACGAAGACGAGAAGUCAUCUGAGGACCCCAAGACUCCUGACAGCGUGAAUGCGAUCAGGGGUCUGAUCAACCCGGUGGUAGAAGUGGAGCUUUCGGCCCCAGAGGAGCAGGUGAGCGCUGUGAGCAGCGGCACAGAGGCCACCAAGGGGCUCAUCACCAUGGAGGACGGGCUGCUGGAGGAGGUGACGCACGUCACCACCGUCGUGGACAACCAUUCUAAGAAAUCGCCUCAGACAAUCCUGCAAAAGCUGGCCACAAUCAAAAAGCUGGAGGCUGAAGACGAGGAGAACAAGGAGAACCCGGAGGAGGAAGGCGAGGAGGUCGCCGUCGAUGAGUCGCCACAGCUGUCUGCAGACUCCAGCUCUCAAAAUGACAGCGGUUUUCAGUCGCUGAGCCUGGGCGAGCCUCUGCCAAUCAAAGCUGACCUGAGAGAGGAGGAGGAGCCCACCGCCAGCCCCACACAGGUGGAGGUGCAUUUAGUAUGAGGGAUGCUGACCAAUACAUCUCUGUAAGAGAAUCUGAGGCGGAACGCAACAAAAAAUACAGAUUUAAACAAUAUUUGUGUCAUUUCUAAUCAAAGUAACUUAUUAUAAAAACAUUUCACUGAGAGAGAACGACACUUUUGUUUCUUAAAGGUGAGACUCCUCUGUAUUUAAUAUGUUUUGUUCUUGAAAAAGUAAUUCUAUCUCAGUGAAAAUGUACCAGAAAUUACUGUAAUCAGAUCAUUUGAGGAAGAAAUUGUAAUUUUUUUGCAGUGAUUAAGCCCCUUAAUCAGCUAUGGGGUUUCAGUGCUCACCUGUGCCCCCCAGUGGAUGCUUCAUGACAUUGCAGUGACUGUAAAUCCGCUUAUGAAGAGCUUCAGACAGACCUGUGAGCGGUGUCUUUGAGCGCACCGAGCUUUGCUCCAAGAUGCUGCUUCUCUUAAAGUGAUUCGAAAUAUUUCAGUAGAAUAUUUAUUACUCUGCAGGUUAGUUUAUAGACGAUCGGGGCAGCAGGGGGUGUCAAAAACGCCUGACUUUUCCUGCUUUUUAAGUUAAAAAAAUCCUUUAUAAAAGGAAAAAAAAGCAUUUAUUGUGGUUACAAAUGGCCUGUAUGUUUCAAAAGAAGCGUCAUCUUUUAAGGCAAACUGGUUAUUUUUCUCUCUUGGGAAAAUAAACUUUUUUAACUGAUCUAUAGUGUGAUCCGCUCACAACUGUUGCUGGAAUCUUCACGUUUCUGAUGACGGCUCGGCCUGUUUCACUGGUUUGUUCUAGGCCGAUAUGACACCGAUAUUUUUUUUAAGUCUGGGCGGCUGAUUGCCGAGAUUUAAAGUGAACAUCUCUUUGAAAACAGAACAGAUUAUCCUCACGCUUUUAUUAGCCAUGAAGUUGGAGAGUUGCAUAACCUCUCCGGUUUAGCGGAAGUUAGAAAAACCUACGUUUGGACUAAAACUCAACACAUUCAAACUGUAAAUAUUCAAAAUUUUGCAUCAGUCAGCAGAUAAAUGUGUCAGAAGGCCUGAAAUGUUUGCUCAUGUAGAAGUUUUGAUGCUCUUUCAGGUGAAAGUCUGAUCAGAUUUGUAAAUCUUUCACGAUCCAGAUUUUUAUCUUCAAACAAACCCCUCUUAUUUAUUAUGAGACCUUUAAGGGCUCCAGCUUCCUUUUGUAUGUCGAAGCUUUUCCAUUUUGUCUGCUCUAAAGUGUGUUUUAAAAUAAAAGAUUAAUAAAAAUU